Molecule: messenger RNA, 339 nt
Organism: Haemonchus placei
Lineage: Eukaryota; Metazoa; Nematoda; Chromadorea; Rhabditida; Trichostrongylidae
Source: the annotation of a GenBank genome assembly
AUGCGUCAAUCAAUUGUCGUGAAAGCUCGUGUCGAUGAUAUGGAAAAAGCGGAGAAUGCCAUUUUCGAUCUUACCGAAUCACUUGGAACGUUCUUCGUUCAAGAAGAUGUCUAUUUCAAUGUUCCAAAUGGGAAUCUCAAGCUGCGAAUAAUGCAUCCAAAUAGGUGCGGUCAGCUCAUCUACAGUUCAUUGAGUGAAAAGUCCGAUCACAAACUAAGUGAAUCGCAAGUGACAGAAGUGGAGGAUGUGCUAUCUAUUCGAGUGAGUUCUUCAAAGGUAUUUGUUCCCUUUAAUCACCGAUUCGUAUUGGGCGUUCUGUGUCCCGAUAGUGAUGAUUGA